AUGACCAUGACAUUCCUGUUUGCAUCUCUAGCAUCAAACACAAGAGUUGGGAAAAGGGUAUUUGAAUCAACCCUAUUUCUAUAUUGGAUGAUGGCCUUUAUUACAAAAACCAUAAAGUUGGUCAAGUACUGGCAGUCUGGUUGGGGAGUAUCACACCUGCGUUUUUGCAUCACAGGCAUAAUGGUCAUCUUGAAUGGACUCCUGAUGGCCGUGGAGAUCAAUGUCAUUCGGGUCAGAAGAUAUGUAUUCUUCAUGAAUCCUCAGAAAGUGAAGCCUCCUGAAGACCUCCAGGAUCUGGGUGUGAGAUUUCUUCAACCAUUUGUGAAUUUACUGUCAAAAGCAACCUACUGGUGGAUGAACACACUUAUCAUAUCUGCUCAUAGAAAGCCUAUUGAUCUGAAGGCAAUUGGAAAAUUACCAAUAGCAAUGAGGGCAGUAACAAAUUAUGUUUGCCUGAAAGAUGCAUAUGAAGAACAAAAGAAAAAAGCAGCAGAUCAUCCAAAUCGGACUCCAUCUAUAUGGCUAGCAAUGUACAGAGCUUUUGGGCGACCAAUUCUACUUAGUAGCACAUUCCGUUAUCUUGCCGACUUACUGGGUUUUGCUGGACCUCUCUGUAUUUCUGGAAUAGUUCAGCGUGUCAAUGAAACCCAGAAUGGGACAAAUAACGCAAAAGGAAUUUCAGAAACCCUGUCAUCAAAGGAAUUUCUUGAAAAUGUUUAUGUUCUAGCAGUUCUUCUUUUCUUGGCCCUUAUUCUGCAAAGGACAUUUUUGCAGGCUUCCUACUAUGUGACCAUAGAGACUGGCAUUAACCUCCGUGGAGCUCUGCUGAUCAUAAUGGGAGUGAUUCUGCUGUAUAAUUUACUUGGAUCAAGUGCAUUGGUUGGUGCAGCUGUCAUAGUGCUGCUUGCGCCAAUUCAGUACUUCAUUGCUACAAAGUUGGCAGAGGCUCAGAAGAGCACUCUCGAUUAUUCCACUGAAAGACUGAAGAAAACCAAUGAAAUACUGAAAGGCAUCAAACUUCUAAAGCUGUAUGCCUGGGAGCACAUCUUCUGCAAAAGUGUGGAAGAAACAAGAAUGAAAGAACUAUCCAGUCUCAAAACCUUUGCCCUUUAUACAUCACUCUCCAUCUUCAUGAAUGCAGCAAUUCCCAUAGCAGCUGUUCUUGCUACGUUUGUGACCCAUGCCUAUGCCAGUGGGAACAGUCUAAAACCUGCAGAGGCCUUUGCUUCGCUGUCUCUUUUUCAUAUCCUGGUCACUCCACUGUUCCUGCUCUCCACAGUGGUUAGAUUUGCAGUCAAAGCCAUUAUAAGUGUUCAAAAGCUGAAUGAGUUUCUCUUGAGUGAUGAGAUUGGUGAGGACAGCUGGCGAACUGGUGAAAGUUCUGUUCCUUUUGAGUCCUGUAAGAAACAUACCGGAGUCCAGCCGAAAACUAUAAACAGGAAGCAGCCUGGAAGAUAUCACCUGGACAGCUAUGAGCAAUCAACACGACAUCUUCGUCCUGUAGAGACAGAGGAUAUUGCAAUAAAGGUUCUUUCCCUUCCUGGAAUCCUACAUGAAUAUAAUUUCAUCUCAUUCUGUUACUAUCCUUUGUGCAUUUCUCUAGGUCAGUUAACCAUGAUUGUGGGCCAAGUGGGAUGUGGGAAGUCCUCCCUUCUCCUUGCCAUCCUCGGUGAGAUGCAGACACUGGAAGGAAAAGUUCACUGGAGCAAUGUAAAUGAAUCUGACCCUUCUUUUGAAGCAACCAGAAGUAGGAGCAGGUAUUCUGUGGCUUAUGCAGCUCAAAAGCCUUGGCUAUUAAAUGCUACAGUAGAAGAAAAUAUUACCUUUGGAAGUCCUUUCAACAAGCAGAGGUAUAAAGCUGUCACAGAUGCCUGUUCUCUUCAGCCAGAUAUUGACUUACUACCAUUUGGAGACCAAACUGAAAUUGGAGAGAGGGGCAUUAACCUGAGUGGGGGUCAGAGGCAAAGAAUCUGUGUGGCACGAGCUCUCUAUCAAAAUACCAACAUUGUCUUCUUGGAUGACCCAUUCUCUGCCCUGGACAUUCACUUGAGUGAUCACUUAAUGCAGGAGGGGAUAUUGAAAUUCCUCCAAGACGACAAGAGGACACUCGUUCUUGUGACCCAUAAAUUACAGUAUCUAACACAUGCUGACUGGAUCAUAGCCAUGAAAGAUGGGAGUGUCCUAAGAGAAGGGACUUUGAAGGACAUUCAAACCAAAGACGUUGAGCUCUAUGAACACUGGAAAACACUUAUGAAUCGGCAAGAUCAAGAGUUAGAAAAGGAUAUGGAAGCUGACCAAACAACUUUAGAGAGGAAAACUCUUCGAAGAGCCAUGUAUUCGAGAGAGGCCAAAGCCCAAAUGGAAGAUGAAGAUGAAGAGGAAGAAGAGGAGGAAGAUGAGGAUGACAACAUGUCCACUGUGAUGCGGCUGAGAACUAAAAUGCCGUGGAAAACCUGUUGGCGGUACCUCACUUCUGGAGGAUUCUUUUUGCUCUUCCUGAUGAUUUUCUCAAAGCUUUUGAAGCAUUCAGUCAUCGUAGCUAUAGACUACUGGCUGGCCACAUGGACAUCGGAGUACAGUAUAAACAACACUGGAAAAGCUGAUCAGACCUUCUAUGUGGCUGGAUUUAGCAUACUUUGCGGAGCAGGUAUUUUCCUCUGCCUUGUUACAUCGCUCACUGUAGAAUGGAUGGGUCUCACAGCUGCCAAAAAUCUUCACCACAAUCUCCUCAAUAAGAUAAUUCUUGGACCAAUAAGAUUCUUUGAUACCACACCCCUGGGACUGAUUCUCAACCGCUUUUCAGCAGAUACAAAUAUCAUUGAUCAGCACAUCCCUCCAACUUUGGAAUCUCUCACUCGCUCCACACUGCUCUGCCUGUCUGCCAUCGGCAUGAUUUCUUAUGCCACCCCGGUGUUCCUGGUUGCCCUUGUGCCUCUUGGGGUUGCCUUUUAUUUUAUCCAGAAGUACUUCCGAGUGGCCUCUAAGGACCUCCAGGAACUUGACGAUAGUACCCAGCUCCCUCUGCUUUGCCACUUCUCAGAAACAGCCGAAGGACUCACCACCAUUCGGGCAUUUAGGCAUGAAACCAGAUUUAAGCAACGUAUGCUGGAAUUGACAGACACAAACAACAUUGCCUACUUAUUUCUCUCAGCUGCCAACAGAUGGCUAGAGGUCAGAACGGAUUAUCUGGGAGCUUGCAUUGUGCUCACUGCAUCUAUUGCAUCCAUUAGUGGGUCUUCCAGUUCCGGAUUGGUGGGCUUAGGUCUUCUGUAUGCACUUACGAUAACCAAUUAUUUGAAUUGGGUCGUGAGGAACUUGGCUGACCUGGAGGUCCAGAUGGGGGCAGUGAAGAAAGUGAACAGUUUCUUGACUAUGGAGUCUGAGAACUAUGAAGGCACCAUGGAUCCUUCUCAAGUUCCAGAACAUUGGCCACAGGAAGGGGAGAUCAAGAUUCAUGAUCUGUGUGUCAGAUAUGAAAAUAAUCUGAAGCCUGUUCUUAAACACGUCAAAGCUUACAUCAAACCUGGGCAAAAGGUGGGCAUAUGUGGUCGUACUGGCAGUGGGAAGUCAUCAUUAUCUCUGGCUUUCUUCAGAAUGGUUGAUAUAUUUGACGGAAAGAUUGUCAUUGAUGGGAUAGACAUUUCAAAACUACCACUGCACACACUACGUUCUAGGCUUUCAAUCAUUCUCCAAGAUCCAAUACUAUUCAGUGGUUCUAUUAGAUUUAAUUUAGAUCCAGAGUGCAAAUGCACAGAUGACAGACUCUGGGAAGCUCUAGAAAUUGCUCAGUUGAAGAAUAUGGUCAAAUCCCUACCAGGAGGUCUAGAUGCAGUUGUCACCGAAGGUGGGGAGAAUUUUAGUGUUGGACAAAGGCAGCUGUUUUGCCUGGCAAGGGCCUUUGUCCGCAAGACAAGCAUUCUCAUCAUGGAUGAGGCGACGGCUUCCAUUGAUAUGGCCACGGAAAACAUUUUGCAGAAAGUGGUAAUGACAGCUUUUGCAGACCGCACCGUUGUUACAAUAGCUCAUCGGGUUCACACGAUUCUGACGGCAGACCUCGUUAUUGUGAUGAAGCGAGGAAAUAUUUUAGAAUAUGACACUCCAGAAAGCCUCUUGGCUCAGGAAGAUGGUGUAUUUGCUUCUUUUGUUCGUGCAGACAUGUAAAGGGAUGUCUUAAAACAACACACGUAUUUAAAAUGAUGGAGUCGUGACCUACUCAAUGGGUCAUCAUCUUGACCUUCAUAAAGUGCCAUCUUAAACGUUUACCCAGUUUUAUAAAGCUUAUUCGUCACAUUGUAGUACUUUUUAAUUAGUAACAAUGUCACUUUACCAGUAAAUAUUGUAUUUCCUAUGUCGACAUUUCUUCUUCCUACUUUGUUUUAUUUUUCCAGAUGUUACUACCUAAUAUAUUCAUUACUAAUUUUUUUCUAA
Hipposideros armiger (great roundleaf bat) is the source of this 4428-nucleotide messenger RNA. RefSeq names its product ATP binding cassette subfamily C member 9 (gene ABCC9). Gene Ontology annotation, molecular function: ATP binding; ATP hydrolysis activity; ABC-type transporter activity. Lineage: Eukaryota; Metazoa; Chordata; Mammalia; Chiroptera; Hipposideridae. The transcript is spliced from 34 exons. Gene Ontology annotation, cellular component: membrane. Gene Ontology annotation, biological process: transmembrane transport; potassium ion transport. The record is from RefSeq and is a predicted model, not a curated record. Bases 1 to 4161 code for a protein of 1386 amino acids.